Messenger RNA from Galeopterus variegatus (Sunda flying lemur), 556 nucleotides. Its product is annotated as tRNA (cytosine(34)-C(5))-methyltransferase. Lineage: Eukaryota; Metazoa; Chordata; Mammalia; Dermoptera; Cynocephalidae. Gene Ontology annotation, biological process: tRNA methylation. The record is from RefSeq and is a predicted model, not a curated record. The transcript has 5 exons. Gene Ontology annotation, cellular component: cytoplasm; nucleus. Gene Ontology annotation, molecular function: tRNA binding; tRNA (cytidine-N5)-methyltransferase activity. The annotation marks the transcript as partial.
GGAAAUAUCAGUCGACAAGAAGCUGUUAGCAUGAUCCCACCACUGCUGCUUAAUGUUCAACCUCAUCAUAAGAUCCUAGAUAUGUGUGCAGCACCUGGCUCAAAGACCACACAAUUAAUUGAAAUGCUACAUGCCGACAUGAAUGUCCCUUUUCCAGAGGGAUUUGUUAUUGCUAAUGAUGUGGACAACAAGCGCUGCUAUCUGCUCGUUCAUCAGGCCAAGAGGUUAAGUAGUCCCUGCAUCAUGGUAGUAAACCACGAUGCUUCCAGCAUACCGAGACUCCAAAUAGAUGUGGACGGAAGGAAAGAGAUUCUUUUCUAUGAUCGAAUUUUAUGCGACGUUCCUUGCAGUGGAGAUGGCACUAUGAGAAAAAACAUUGAUGUUUGGAAAAAGUGGACCACCUUAAAUAGCUUGCAGCUACAUGGCUUACAGCUACGGAUUGCAACUCGAGGUGCUGAACAGCUGGCGGAAGGUGGGAGGAUGGUAUACUCCACGUGUUCACUGAACCCCAUUGAGGAUGAAGCAGUGAUAGCAUCUUUACUGGAAAAAAGUGAAG